Messenger RNA from Acanthosepion pharaonis, 825 nucleotides. The record is from the annotation of a GenBank genome assembly. Lineage: Eukaryota; Metazoa; Mollusca; Cephalopoda; Sepiida; Sepiidae.
AUGUUAAUUAUUGAAGCUAAAAUUAAAUUCAACGAUGUCCGAGAACUAGCUCGGGUAGGCUGUGUUGGUCUGAGUGUAAGCCUUUUGAUAUGUCCUAUUGUGGUAAUCAUUUGCCGAAGAAAGUCACCCCGCCUGUAUGCUAUCAUCGGAGGCUUAGUGACUUCACUUGGUUGUUUAUUCAUGGCUUUUUCCAAUAAGAUGCAGCAUUUAUACAUUAGUCACAGUCUUGUAUUCUCUGCUGGAUGUGGUAUCACAACAACCACUGCCAACAUCAUGCUUGGUCGAUAUUUUUGUCGGCGACGAGAAUUAGCUGAACUGAUUGCAAUGGCCGCUACAGGUAUUGGGGCAACCAUCAUGUCCGUCCUCUUUCGUGUGCUCAUCAGUCGAUUAACAUGGACAAGGGCUCUACAGUGCAUAGCUGGGAUGCAAGUAUUAACAAUAUUUGCAGGAUUCUUAUAUCGUUCAGCCUCCCUGUAUCAUCCCCGACGAAAGAUGCUCUUACAUAUUAAAAACCAGAUGAAAUCAAGACGAGAUCGUGAAGCCCAGAAACCAGCUUAUUUUGACUUUCGAGCACUGCGCAUGCACGCUCUGUUAAUGCUGCUAUUGAUUAUAGUUAUUAUAGGACUUGGUAUACAUGUCCCUUUUAUUUUAUUAUUAUAUACUGCAUCGCAACAUAAUGUGGGAGCCGAUAAGCUUUUACUGCUGAAUAUAUACUUGUGCACAGCUAGUCAAAGUAAAAAUUAUGGAACGAGCUUGGGGCUUUGCGUGUGCUGCUCAAUCAAUAUCAACUUUGGCAGGAACUCUCACAGCUAUGUAUCUAAAUGA